AAAAAAAUAAAAGUUCAGUGGAAACGUCAAAAUCAAUUGUCAAACCUUAACCAAAGAUUUUGUUGAAGAUUUUAAAUCUCUUAAUAAUAGUAGUAUAUGUAAGUAUAACAAAAUGAAUUCAUUUGGAAAAGUAGAAACUGAAAAACUGAAGCACAAUUUGGAGUGUCAGUUAGAUAGGUUAGUGGAACAGCUCCAGGAUUUAGAAAAUUGUCGAGAUGAGCUAGAUAGUGAAGAAUACAAUGAAACAAAAGAAGAUACCAUGGAACAGCUCAAAGAAUUAAAUGACAGUUUAACUAAAUUGGUUAAAGGAGACAUUUCUUUAAUAAGUACUCUAGGAGCAAUGCAAUUGGCUACGCAGGCUGCUAUAUCACAAGCAUUUAAAACACCAGAAGUUAUUAGGCUAUUUGGCAGGAGAGAACCAAAACAGCUACGUGACAAACUCUUUGAUCUUGAGCAAGACUUGAAAUUGAACAAAUCCACUACAGAAGCGAUUGAUAGACAGAAGGGAGAAAUUUUAAUAGCGCUCAGGCAAUUAGGCGAGCAACUGUCCACAGAAGAGUUGCAGUUUUUAGAAAAACAUAACGACAUUUCUACCGCUUUCAAGAAUGUGGAAUUUAUCGAAGUAAAGGAAUAAUGUAAAUUACAUAAAUUAUCUAUUUAUUUAUAACGCUUCAACAAUAAAGAAAACAUUAAAUUAAAA
Messenger RNA from Nicrophorus vespilloides, 700 nucleotides. Its product is annotated as protein LZIC-like. Lineage: Eukaryota; Metazoa; Arthropoda; Insecta; Coleoptera; Silphidae. The transcript is spliced from 3 exons. The coding region runs from base 113 to 634 and encodes 173 amino acids. Gene Ontology annotation, molecular function: beta-catenin binding. The record is from RefSeq and is a predicted model, not a curated record.